CAACUUGUUCCAAGGUAUUAUUCGAGGUAUUAUUCGAGGUAUUAUUUCGGCUAGGUUGGGUGGUGUUGCGAAGGAGGAGCUAUUGAAUCUAUCGAAUCAGUGCCUGGGCGCGGCAAGAACAACAACACACCUCAUGUAGGUACCUGCCCUAAUCACCUUGCUGCCCUUUUGCCCUUCUGGCCCUCUUCGCUCUUAAUCUUCCCUCACCCUCCCCAUCGAUUCUGUUUUUUCUCCCCUUUUACAACUUUUAUUCUUCUACUCUUCGCUUUAAUCUGUACCUAUUCAAAUCCACAUAAACGAUUUACCAAUUUCAAUCAGUCAUUUUAUUCCACAAAUUUUCGCACUCGCGUCCACUCACCGCUUAAAAGUUCUUGUAAGCUGCCCAACCCAAAUCUUUCCUCUCCGCGCCCAUCUCUGUUCCCGGUCGCAUUGCGUUUCGCAUUCGCACAUUGUGUCGCUUCGUGCAUCUCGCAGCUUCAUCCGUCACGCUACGUUAUUUGCUAACAUUUGAUGUAGAAUUUAUUAAACUUUUCUUUUAAGCAAAUAGCCAAGAUGCCCCGUGAAGGAACGCGAUCUGCCACCGGCAACUCCAAGCCGCGCGUCUUCCAGACUGUUGACACCGCGCCCGCUAUUAAGCGUACCACUAAGUCUAGGGUGAAGAAGUCGCCCACUGCCAGCACCAAGCCUGGACCUAAGGUGAAGGCUGCGAAGCCGACUGGUGUGACCAAGAAGAAGUCUACGGCACCUAAGAAGGACGGUGUCGCGACUAAGGUUAAAGCCGCUGUUAAGAAGGCAGAAGAAAAAGUAGAGAAAGUAGAAGAGAAGGUCAAGAAGACCGUAGCAAAGCCGAAGACAGCUGCUAAAUAGAUUCAUUGUCGUUCAUCACUAUCAGUUUCAGUCUAUAUGGCUUAGACCAUGGACUCGAUAGUAUGAGACGAUCACUCCAGGUUCUACCAUCUACUAGCUUCCAGUUUGAUGUACUGGGUUCCUUCUAUCGGAGACUAAGCCGAUAUAUGUCCCUACCUCUUACAGCGUCAACCCGGGUCCAACAAUUGUGUUGCUUCAAUUCCUCCGGAUUGUUGGAAUUUUCGGCAACGCAGUCUAUAACUCCAUCCCAGAUGUUUUCUCUUCCUAUUCCAUUAAUGGCCUACCUUUUUAAGCCACCUCCGAUGUAGCCACGGCCAAGCGAAUUCGCAAUACCGGUCUUCCCAAUUUCCACAGCCGAGGAUCAGUGUGGGAACUAAAUGUCGGCCUAAUAUGCGGUGGAUUUGCAAGCUCAUACAAUGAACUGAACAGUGGACUUUCGACGUUGACGGGCUAUCGAGCGUCUUGGCUCUAGGACAGGUGUUUCGGUAUGUGAUGCACAGAAUUGGGAUGGACGCAAUGCAAGUAUAUUGUUACGUAGUCCUAGUGGGAUCGCAUCAGGUUCCUAAAACUUAAUCAAUUCAAUCUAGUCUAUACAAGACCUUUUCACGUUUUAUAUGUGUUGCGUAUCCCUUGUAUUUUGCAUCGUCAUGCGUCUUUAUAUUCUUAUUAUAGUCAUGGAGCUAUUGGUUGAAGAAUAGUAUCUAAAUACUUUACAGCAAACGUUCAUCACCC
This is a messenger RNA of Daldinia loculata, 1599 nucleotides long. RefSeq lists its product as uncharacterized. The transcript is spliced from 3 exons. Bases 553 to 867 code for a protein of 104 amino acids. The record is from RefSeq and is a predicted model, not a curated record. NCBI's taxonomy places the organism in Eukaryota, Fungi, Ascomycota, Sordariomycetes, Xylariales, Hypoxylaceae.